AUGGGGGAGACUUUCCACGGCUUUGCCCAGAUGGAAGCCAGUGAGGUGCCUCAAAAACCAUCAUGCUUUGCUGCGUAUAAAAAUAACCAGAUUCUGUCUGGAAAGCCAUACGGAGGGCAGGAGGGGACGGUGGCUCACCGUGGGUUGGGUAGUUCCCCGGCCAGGAGAUCCCAGGUGUCCUCCACUCUGUUGCCCAACAAUGGGGCCGGCGCCGCCCCAGAUGACUCCUUCCUGGACAGCCCUGCUCUCCCCCUAAUGACCAACAAAAGCCAUGUAAUUCCCCUCCUGCUGACACCACCACCUUGGGAUGACCUCCAGCUGAGCGAGCUUCAGCAGUCUGGGGUAGGGAGGCACCAUGCCCCUGGGGAGCAAAGCGGACAGCUGCUGACUGGAACAGGAUCCCACCAUCGUGCCACCACAUCCCUCCGUCAGUCCCUCCAGCUCCCACUUCUGCCUGGCACGGGGCCUGGAGAUGUCUCUGUGCCCUGUUCAUUUGGUCUGAUGGAGGAGCAAGCUGUCCUCAUCCACGUGAUGUUUCAACCUGUGAGCAAAUCAAGGCUGGAGCCGGAGAGCAAAAUGCUGGAGAAGAUUCAGAAGGUGCUCACGAUUCGUAGCGGCACCAUCAGGGAGCUGCUGGCAGAAGCGCUGGGGAUGUUCAUCCUCAUGGUCUUUGGCUUGUCUUCUGUGGCACAAGUGGUAUUAGGAAGAGGAGACUUUGGGCAGCAACUGAGCAUCAAUUUGGGAUUUGGCAUUGGUGUUACCUUGGGCAUCCAUGCGGCCGGAGGAAUCUCUGGAGCUCAUCUGAAUGCUGCUAUCACCCUCACACACUGCAUUUUAGGAAACCUGCCCUGGAGAAAGCUCCCAGCUUACCUGAUCGGCCAGUUCCUGGGCUCCUUUAUGGCAGCAGCCACUGUCUUUGGCCUCUACUAUGAUGCUCUGUAUGACUACACCAAGGGGAACUUUACAGUGACGGGGCCAACUGCCACGGCAUCGAUCUUCUCCACUUACCCUGCUCCCUAUGUAUCCUUGGUGGGGGGCUUCUUCACAGAGUUUACGGCAACGGUGAUGCUGCUCCUGGGCAUUCUGAUCAUCCAUGACGAGAAAAACAACGGAGCCCUGAAGGGCACGCAGGCCCUGCUCACGGGUAUCCUGGUCCUGGGCAUUGGCCUGGGCAUGGGGAUGAACACAGGCUACGCCAUAAACCCGUCUCGGGACCUGCCCCCCAGGGUCUUCACAGCAAUUGCCGGCUGGGGAAUGGACGUCUUCACGGCUGGACAUCACUGGUGGUGGGUCCCACUCACAGCUCCGAUUCUGGGAAGUCUUGCCGGUGUUUUAAUCCACAAACUCUUCAUUGAUUUUCACAACCAACCUGUCCCGGAAAGUGGAAAGGAGAAAGGACAGCCAGUGGUGGAGACUUCUACGCUGUGA
Molecule: messenger RNA, 1428 nt
Organism: Gavia stellata (red-throated loon)
Lineage: Eukaryota; Metazoa; Chordata; Aves; Gaviiformes; Gaviidae
Product: aquaporin-7
Exons: 9
Coding region: 1-1428 (475 amino acids)
Biological process (GO): water transport; glycerol transmembrane transport
Cellular component (GO): basolateral plasma membrane; plasma membrane
Molecular function (GO): urea transmembrane transporter activity; glycerol channel activity; water channel activity
Source: RefSeq, a predicted model, not a curated record